GCUUAACUUAGGUGUCAUUUUUUUUUUUGGAGGGGGGGGGGUAGCUUUGACUUAAUGGCAUUGGUGGUGACUAGUGAAAUCGAACAGGAGGCGCAGCGUAUUUUAGUAUCCAAGAGUGCAUAUGAGGUUCUCGAAAUUAACCCAAGAGAUUUCAACAAAGAGAUCGUGCUUAAAAAACAUGGAGUCAAAGUUGAAAUGUUUAAGCGACUCUUUCGAAAUAAGUUGGCCAUGCAAGCCAAAGCAAGAUUAGACGAUGCCAAAAUGCGAUUGCUGGAUGAACGCUUUCGUGCCAAGGAAGAUGAAGCGCACACCAAUUCUCAACGCGAUAAAAUAAAGGAAGAAGAGGAAAUAUAUGCUCUAGAAGCAAGAACAAGAUUGCUGGAGGUUCAAGCAGCUGAAGUUUAACAAGCGUAAACUCUCUGAUUAGUGAGCAUAUCUUAGUGUAUACUAUUUAUUGAUCACUUA
Messenger RNA from Phytomonas sp. EM1, 465 nucleotides. NCBI's taxonomy places the organism in Eukaryota, Euglenozoa, Kinetoplastea, Trypanosomatida, Trypanosomatidae. The record is from the annotation of a GenBank genome assembly.